Molecule: messenger RNA, 2825 nt
Organism: Neopsephotus bourkii (Bourke's parrot)
Lineage: Eukaryota; Metazoa; Chordata; Aves; Psittaciformes; Psittacidae
Gene: CFLAR
Product: CASP8 and FADD like apoptosis regulator
Exons: 10
Coding region: 226-1695 (489 amino acids)
Biological process (GO): negative regulation of extrinsic apoptotic signaling pathway via death domain receptors; proteolysis
Molecular function (GO): protein binding; cysteine-type endopeptidase activity
Source: RefSeq, a predicted model, not a curated record
UGUUCUCGCGGCACCGCCCCCUCCUGCUUCUCCCUGUUCCCAAUGCCGGACCUGACCCAGCUGCUGUAGAAGAACCCCGGCGCGUCUGGAACUGCUUAUGUAAAAAUGAAUCAAGUUAAGAAUGAACACCAGAGAAGUGCUGUGGUAGAGUGUGCUUCAUGUCAUGUUGGCUUUCUGUUUAAAAAAACAGUAGGCUGGCAAUUUUAAAGGGACAGCAACAAAGUGAUGACCAGGUGCCAAGUGCCAGCUGCCCUUAUUCACCAGAUUGAGCAAGAAUUGGAUGAAGAAGAAGAAGAGAUGAUGGUUUUCCUAUGUCGAGACCUUGCUCCUGACUUGGCCAAUGCUGACCUUAGAGAGCUUUUGAUGGCUUUGAAUGAGAGGGAGAAAUUGUCUUUCCUCGGCUUGACUGAGUUGUUGUAUAGAGUUAAGAGGUUUGAUUUGCUGAGGAGGAUCUUGAAGACUGAGAAGGCAACAGUGGAAGCUGACCUUUCCAGGAAUCUCAGACUUGUCCCUGAUUACAGGGUACUAAUGGUGGAGAUUAAUGAGAAUCUGGAAAAAGAAGAAGUGGGUUCUCUUAUUUUUCUACUCAGAGAUUACGCACCUCGUGUGAAAAUGGCAAAAGAUAAGAGUUUUCUAGCUCUUGUGAUUGACCUGGAGAAACUAAAUUUGGUAGCUCCUGAUCAACUGGAUCUUAUAGAAAAUUGUUUUCGAAGCAUUCACAGGAUAGACCUGAUUAAGAAGAUUCAGAAGUACAAACAUGAAGCAGUAAUAUAUUCUGCUCCUUCUCAGCCAGUAUAUGUCAACGCACUUCAGGCAUCUCUCCCUAAUCUCAGUCUGAUUGAUCCUCCUUAUCAUUCAGGGAUCCAGAAUGUGAACAAAGAAAAAUCAAAAAAUGGACAAAGUCUUAUUCUGGCAGAACCAGUCCAUGUGUCCAUUCAGGAAUCAGGACCAGCAUCAUAUGAGGUGUUCGACGAUAAGUACAGAAUGCAAAGUCAGCCUCUAGGAAUAUGCCUGAUAAUAGACUGUAUUGGGAACAACACAGAUAUGCUGGAAAAGACCUUCAGAUGCUUAGGCUAUGAUGUUCAUUGUCACAAAUACUUAAAUAUGAAGAACAUGAAUCAAACACUGAUUGAAGUUGCAAGGUUGCAGAAGCAUAGAAACUGUGACAGCUUCAUUUGCGUAUUGGUCAGCCGUGGGAAUUCUAAGAGCAUCUUCUGUACGGACCAUACUUUUUCUGGAUUCCCUUUGGAACAAGUAAAGGUAUACUUCAGAGCAGACUCAUGUCCAGAACUUGUAGGAAAACCGAAGCUUUUUUUUAUUCAGAACUACAUUGUGCCAGACAAUGAGCAAGAAUGUACUAGUUUGUUGGAAGUAGAUGGGAAUAAUGAGAACUUCUUAGCUAAUGCAGAAACCCCAUGGAAAGUCACUAUUCCCCAAGUAGCAGACAUCUUUUGGAGUCACUGCAAGGUGAAUGUGUCUACACUAGAAAAAUCUUCAAAUUCAUCCUCCUAUUAUCUGCGUUGCCUGGCUGACCUACUCUGCAGUCCUCAUAAAAGGAAGCUCUCUAUAUUGGAUAUCCAUACGGAACUGAACAGAAGAGUCUAUGAAUGGAAUAAGACUGCUGAUCCAAGCCAACAAUAUUCACUUCUGCUCCAGCACACACUGAGGAAGAAACUUUUUCUUUCUGCCACUUAACUGCUGUUGGAAGGUUGAGGUGGCUAAUGAGAAACAUUUAUGAUCCAGACAGUCCUCACACAUGCUGUUACUUUAUGCAUUGUUACUGCAUGUAUAUCUAAAGUGCCUGUUGCUUCCAACCCCAGAGAUUCAGAAGCAUUUCAGUGUGUUAAGGCACUGGAUUUAUAUUCUAAUACAGAAGGUUCUUAAAGCUUGGAGGAGGAUGCUGGCUAUCAUUUAGCACUGCCACAGAUUUUUCAACAUGUACAAGUAAACAGGUUGGAAAGAGCUCUGUAGAGCUGUUGGUUUCCCAGAGUUUUGCGUAUUAUUUCACUGGUUCUUUUUUAGCAUAGCUAUUAGCAGUGCACUGAUCUAGGUUCUUCUGUUGAUGCUUAAAACAAAUACAAGCCAGUGCAGGCUGCUGGAAAAGCACUGGGUACUCUCCCCAGCACCUAAUAAUGGAAAACACGUUGGGAAAGAAUCCCUACCCAGCAAUGCCAGUUCUUCAUUACCAAGUUCUGGCUUGCAUGCCUCCACAGACUAGCAUAACAGAAGGAGAAGAGAGAUGGUCUUUUAACUAAUUUGUAUUGCGUCUCCUUGCUGCAUUAAAGGUGAUUCACUCAGGACUACUGUCAGUACUAUCCACAGCACACAAGGGUUCUGUUCUACGUUAAUAAAUGAGACGGUCUGCCAUGUUGUGGGCCAACUAUGUUUUUUGCUGAUGCAGAACUGAGUUUACAUGUGGCAGGGCUUUACAGUAAUCUACCACACAGUUAAAAACUGUGGGAUUUUGGCAAGAAUUGUGGAAACUGAAACAUGAUUCACACUUGUUGACCAGGUAUAGUUGUAAAAAUCCACUUUACCAUAUUUGAACCUGUGUUGUGUGCAGCCACUUGCUCUUCUAAGUGAAUUAAACACCACACCCUCACUGCUUUUGCUCAUGAAAAAGGGUAUGUCUUUAUUCAUUGAUUCUUUCUUUUAUUUUCUUUUUCCUCCAAGUUGCUCUUGUUCUUCUGAAAAAGGCAUGAGUGAAAACUAUCAAUACAGAAUUUUUUCUCCAGUGGAGCAGAUGCCUGACACAAGUUAGUUAACGUGCUUCUUAUAUAACAGUAUAACCUCAAUGAGCUGUAUUAAAACUUAAUUUCACCGAA